Messenger RNA from Vitis vinifera (wine grape), 1469 nucleotides. RefSeq lists its product as uncharacterized. The record is from RefSeq and is a predicted model, not a curated record. Lineage: Eukaryota; Viridiplantae; Streptophyta; Magnoliopsida; Vitales; Vitaceae. Bases 104 to 853 code for a protein of 249 amino acids. The transcript has 5 exons.
AAAAGGAAUAUUUAAAAUUUUUCAUUUAAAAAAAAAAAGAAGGAAAAAUUGAAAAUGAGAGAAGGAGGGUUAUCAGAAGAGGGUGCUCUGCCUCAAAUUAAAGAUGGGCGUUGGAAUUCUUCAACUCAAUUCAAAAAGCACUAUGAAUGCAGCACUGUGUAAUAUAUACCCUAUCUUCAAAUUCUCCGAGACUCACUCCCAACCGUCUCGCUGCCCUAGUUCCUGGAUCGCUGGCAGAAGCUCUAACCGGCUGCCAACUCCUCGAUCUCUGGUAAUUGAAACUGUGGAAGACCAAGUUGAUGGGGAAGCGCGGUCGGAGUCAGUUGCUCGUCGCCUCAUUCUGCUUCGGCACGCGAAGAGUUCCUGGACGGAUCGUUCGCUGCGAGAUCAUGAUCGACCUCUGAGUAAAGCUGGACGAGCUGAUGCCAUCAAUAUUUCUCACAAGCUCCAACAGUUGGGUUGGAUCCCGGAACUCAUCCUAUGCAGCGAUGCGAUGCGAACAAGGGAGACACUUAAAAUUAUGCAGGAGCAAGUGAGAGGCUUUUCAGAAGCUGAGGUACAUUUUAUUUCAAGCUUUUAUUCCAUUGCAGCAAUGGAUGGACAGACUGCUGAGCACCUUCAACAGGCUAUCUGUAAAUUUUCACGGGAUGAGAUUCUGACAGUUAUGUGUAUGGGACAUAAUAGAGGAUGGGAAGAGGCUGCCUCAAUGUUCUCAGGUGCUUCCAUAGAACUGAAGACAUGUAAUGCUGCUUUGCUGGAAGCCACUGGAAAAUCAUGGGAAGAGGCAUUUAAUUUGGCAGGACUUGGUGGGUGGAAGCUUCAUGGCAUUGUGAAACCGAAUACUAGCCAGUAACAUUGCAUUAAGUUUUGGAUGCUAACCAAAAACAAGCAGCUCUUGUUUUUGGUUGCGAUGUACGUUUGGCUCUGCUACUUGCUACUUGCUGACUUGUCCUUCUUUCCCCAUCUUCCCAAAAACCUUGUCUAGGUAACAUUAGAAAAGAAAAGAUCAUUUUCACAGUCCAAGCAUUCCCUGAAUAGGGGAAUGGAAGCGUGAUGGUUGGAUAGCUAUCAAUUCACCUCUGUCGGUAGCAUUUUUCUGUUGCAAACUAGAGAUAUUAGUCAGGACUUUGUGAGGUUGGCAUGCUAGGGUUGAGGGGUUGUAUCUUGGUAUGCUUUGCACUGGAUGAGUUUCAUCAUUUUUCAAUUAACAGAGGACAUUCCUGGUUUAGCCAUCAUCUGAAGAAUGAUGCAAGAUUGUGUCAAAAUUUGUUCUGCCUGUGGAAGAUAUCAUUACCUGAAAUUAUGCUAUUUGGGUAGGAUUGCUGAUUUGUUACAGUUGUUGACUAUAUCCAUGGGAUUGGUGAACCAAUAAUGCCUUCAAUGUAAAAAUGUAAUCUCAUUUCUCACCGGAGUCCUAUGUAAAUAUCAUACUUCAUAUGGAAAGAGGACAAUUUUCAUUUGAUCUGUCA